Molecule: messenger RNA, 1446 nt
Organism: Vespula vulgaris
Lineage: Eukaryota; Metazoa; Arthropoda; Insecta; Hymenoptera; Vespidae
Product: retinol dehydrogenase 14
Exons: 4
Coding region: 303-1292 (329 amino acids)
Source: RefSeq, a predicted model, not a curated record
CUCCAACACUUAGUACGCUGACUCUUACUACUAUCAUACAUUUACGUCUAUCUCCUAGCAUUCCUCUUAAAACCUAUUCAUGACCCUAUUCCACGUCAUUAAUUAUUCGUGUUACGUUUAUCCCUUUCCACACCCCUCUUUCCUUUCACCCCUCCCCUCUCUUUCUCACACGCUAUACUUUAUUCAAAUGUAUUUUUCUUCUCUUCACAGACGUCAGUAAAAAGUAGAAGUUACUUCAAUAAUUCGCGAGAAUCGCAUCAUAUUAGAAAGAUUUAACAUCAAUUUAUUUUGUCUCCUAGAUCAUGUUCUCAAAUAUUAUAGAUGGUCUCUCGGUUUCUUAUUUAGUAGUUUUCAGUGUUAUAAGUUUACAUUUAAUAAUAUAUUGGAAUUAUUUUUAUCGCACUAUUAACUUUUGCGAAAAUAAUACGAGGAUGGUUGGUAAAACUGUGUUAAUUACUGGCUGCACAUCUGGCAUUGGCAAGGAAACAGCUAAGGAUCUAGCUAAGAGAGGCGCCAAAGUGAUCAUGGCAUGUAGAAACAUCGAUUUAGCCAACAAAAUUAAAGAGGACAUAAUAAAAGAGACAGAUAAUUGUAAUAUCAAUGUACGCGAGUUGGACCUUUGUUCUUUCCAAUCUAUAAGAAAUUUCGCUCGGCAGAUAAACGAAGAAGAAAGUAAAUUAGAUGUUCUCAUACACAACGCUGGUAUAGCUCAAUUUUUUCGAAAUAAAGUCAGUGAGGAUAAUUUGGAAAUAACCAUGCAAACCAAUCAUUAUGGACCUUUUCUCUUGACUCAUCUCUUAAUAGAUUUGUUGAAAAAAUCAAAACCGAGUCGGAUAAUCGUAGUUUCGUCGUUAGGAUAUAGAUUUGCUUCAAUAAAUUUGAACAAUCCUAAUCCAACUAAUGCGAUUUUGCCAUGUUAUCUCUAUCUUGUCUCCAAACGUGCAAACGUAGUGUUUACAUUGGAAUUGGCACGUCGUUUGGAGGGUACUGGUAUUGUUGUGAAUUGUCUUCACCCUGGUGUUAUUGAAAGUAAUCUUUUUAGAGAGUUUCCACUUAAAUUAUAUUGGCUUUUGAAAUUCGUACUGAAACCAUUUUUUAUAACGGCCGAGGAAGGAGCUCAAACGACUAUUUAUCUCGCUGUAUCCGAAGAGGUCAAAGUAUCUGGAAAAUAUUUUAAAAAUUGUGCGGAAGCAAGCUUAACGAAAAAGGUCAAGGACUCUGUAUUGGGUGAGAAAUUUUGGGAGAUCAGUGAAAGAAUUGUUAAAUUGCAACCAACCGAUCCAAAAAUAUAAGAUAUAAAAUUAAGAUACGUAAUUCUUAACAGCUAAUUAAAAAUUUAUGGUAACGGUUAAUUAUGUAAUUCUAUUAUUGUUAUAUUCGAUUAAACAGAUUACAUAAUUACUUUAUUGAUGUUAUAAUAAAUAAUAAUAAAAUCACAAUGUCCAA